ACAGCAUCAUCCGUGUCUUUCCCUGCAGCCCAGCUGUGAGACAGCAGCUUCGCGCAACAUCGCAUGGCACGCAGCGUCAUCAACCGUAAGCGCUGUGAGAAAAGACCUGCACUACAGAAAAAAUGAGAUGAAUCAUUCUAUAAGAGUGCCCUGCACCCCAGCAUCUUUUGGGGGUACAUUUUGGAUGUGCUGGGUUUCAUUACCCAAACCAAAAACUUGGUGCCCUUUAGGAAACAUAAUCGAAAAUGUUUCUGACUCGACGAAAGAGACUCCAUCUGAGCCGGAUUAUAUUUCUUCUCUCUGGUGUUUUCCUGUGUUCCUUAUACCAGCUGACAAUUAGAGCCAAACUACCAGAACCCUGGCCAGAACCUCAGAUUGCGGAGAACACUGAUGAAGGUUCUGGACAAACUCUAGUGGGACUGUUGGAGGAGAUAGGGGUUAGUAUUUUAACUGAUGUUCAGCCAAAACACACGGAUGAGGUCCGACCGUCAGACAAACCUAGGACUUCAGCCCCCACAAAAAUACCCACAACUACAGAGCCACCUACAACAACCACAAACAGGACGAUCAUCCAGUGCAUCUUUGUCGACCCAAACCUUCCGAAACCCACUCCCGUUCCCACUCCAUCAAUCACUAUUGCCAACACUACAGCUUCCACUCCUGGAGAUGCACCACACAUGAAGGGCGAGUACCCGGAGGACAUCUUCUCCAUUGAGGAGCGACGUAAAGGCUGGGUUCUUCUCCACAUCUUUGGAAUGGUAUACAUGUUUGUUUCGUUUGCCAUUGUGUGCGAUGAGUUCUUUGUCCCGACGCUGGGGGUUAUCACAUACAAACUGGAAAUUUCAGAUGAUGUGGCAGGGGCUACUUUCAUGGCUGCUGGAGGCUCUGCUCCUGAGCUCUUCACAUCCUUGAUCGGUGUCUUCAUCUCGCAUAGCAAUGUUGGCAUUGGAACCAUUGUUGGCUCGGCUGUCUUUAAUAUUUUAUUUGUGAUUGGAAUGUGUGCGCUGUUCUCCCGGGAAAUGCUUCACCUCACCUGGUGGCCUCUGUUUCGGGACGUGUCGUUCUACAUCCUCGAUCUCAUCAUGCUCAUUAUCUUCUUUUUGGACAACUACAUUAUGUGGUGGGAGAGUAUGAUGCUGGUGGGUGGUUAUGUUCUCUAUGUUUUCUUCAUGAAGUUCAACGUACAGAUUGAGCGAGCAGUUAAGACUCAGCUCAUGAAACACAAGAAUAUCGUCAAGGUGAUUGCGGUGGAAGAACCAGAGAAGGACAAUGGGACCUCAGGUGAAGAAAACAGGGCACCUGAACCAGACGACAAGAAUCGAUUAAAGCUAAAGCCCACAUUGCAGCGCGGGGGCAGUUCUGCUUCUCUGCACAACAGCACCAUGAGAAACACCAUCUUCCAGCUGAUGAUUCACACACUUGAUCCUCUAGGAGAAGAGUCAGUGUUAAAUGGCGGUGCAAAGGCUAGAAGCUCUUUGGAAUGUAAAGUGAAAUUUAAAGACAAGGCUCAGAUUUUGAACAGCAUGGCCCGGGGGAAGGUAGAGAACAAAAAGAAGGAAAAAUCGGGUGAAGUUGGUGAUCCAACAGACCAGCCCAAGGAUUCGGAUGACACAAGUCCUGCAGCAAAGGAAGGAGAAGGGAAUCAGAAGACUGAGACGCCAAAGGAAAGAGACGCUGCGGCGGGAGGUGGAUCAGAGAAUCCAGGAGGCACGGACGACUCUGACAGCAGUGAGGAGGAUGACAGUGAUGAAGACAGCGAUGACGAUGAAGAAAACGAAGAUGAAGCUGCAGAGGGAGACAAUGAUGAACCUCUGUCCUUAGAGUGGCCAGACACCAGACGUAAACAGGCUACAUAUUUGUUUCUGCUGCCCAUCGUCUUCCCACUGUGGCUCACAGUUCCAGACGUCAGAAACCCUGCAUCUAAGAAGUUCUUCGUCAUCACUUUCCUUGGCUCGAUAGUCUGGAUUGCUAUAUUCUCUUACCUUAUGGUGUGGUGGGCACAUCAGGUGGGUGAGACCAUUGGCAUUUCAGAGGAGAUCAUGGGUCUUACGAUCCUGGCAGCAGGAACAUCCAUUCCUGAUCUAAUAACCAGCGUGAUUGUUGCUCGAAAAGGCUUGGGAGACAUGGCGGUCUCCAGCUCUGUAGGCAGCAACAUUUUUGACAUCACCAUGGGGUUGCCGGUGCCCUGGCUGAUGUUCUCGUUCUGCCAUUCAUUUGCUCCGGUGCAGGUGAGCAGUAACGGGCUCUUCUGUGCCAUCGUACUGCUCUUCCUCAUGCUCCUCUUUGUCACUAUUUCCAUCGCUGCCUGUAAGUGGAGGAUGAAUAAAGUGUUGGGAUCCAUCAUGUUCGUUCUCUACUUCGUGUUCCUGGUGAUCAGUGUGAUGCUAGAAGACCGAAUCAUCGUGUGUCCCGUGUCCAUCUGAGCACAGCUGUCGGACCUGUGGUUUUCAUUACACCUCAACGUUAACACAUAUCCAUGUGGAGACGCUUGUGUCACGUGAUAAAAACUCAAGUGUUCUGAACUGUAAUUUUACAUACAAUAUAUGGUUUUUGAAGCGUCCCUGGAACUGCGGAAAAUAUUUGUGAAAAAGCUGAUGCAAAAUAACAAUUUAGUUAUGUUUAUACCAAAAAUAUACACAUUUCUUGUCACUACAUACGCAAAAUCACAGCAUCAACAUAGGAAAAGGGCAAAUCGUAUGACCUGUAUCACAUAUUUCCAGUUUAACGCCAUAGGGUGAUGUUUAAAUGGUCUUAAUGCCGACAUAUCUGUAAUGUCCCUUUAAUUUUUAGUAGUAUUUGGAUAUCACAACAAAUUGUUUUUUAUUUAUAUUGUGGUUUAUAUUGUGAGUUUUUAGAUAGAUAUGGUUAAGCUUUUUUCAAAAUGUAUGCAGACGUCACUAAAUUAGAGAAAUUGUGAUCGUAUUGUAAAUGAUGUAAUUCUGCAAUGGAAUUCUUUUUGUAACAAGAAAACUGUCAUUAGUGAGCAUUUUAAAUACAGAUGUUGUGCUGUAAAAUAUGAUUUACAUUUUUUUCAACAAAACAGUAGUCGUAUAACAUAGCUAUUUAUUACUAAUGCUAAUCUAUAGCCGUAGAAAAAAUAAAGAGACCAUUCCAAAUUUUCAUUUAAUCAGCAAUUCUAGAUGUAUUGUGGCCAUUCCAGUCCAGUGUCUGUUGAAUUAAAAAAAAAAAAAAACCUCAGGAGUGACAAAGUCUUCCAACAGCAAUGUGAAAGACUGACAGCAUGACGGGACACAUGAAAACCGAUUAAAAUCCAGUUUAUCGCAUAAAAAAUAAAUUUUAACUUUUCCUAAAUACAUAUACAAAUAGUACUGUUGUACUGCUUAAAAGUGAAUACGAACUUGUUUUCUUUGUAGUAUUUGAUACCUGAAAAAAUCAGAGCGUCUUUUCUGUUAUUUUCACCUGUUUCUCCAGUUUUCAUUUUCUGAAAAUAAAUGCAAAUAGAAACAAUAUUUUUAUUUGAAUUUUGGGAGAAAUAUUGUUAAGUUAACAGAAUGAAACAAAAAAUAACAAUUUUACCACCUAUAAAUAAUAAUAAAAAAACUGAAAAUAAUUUUUAAAUGGUCUCUAUUUUUUUCUUCGACUGUAUAUUAUACGGACAAACUAUUGUGAAACAAAACAUGUUGCUGUUUGUACAAUAUAGAGUCAAAGGUUGUUUCUGAAUGUCACACAUUGUGUCUCUUCACUUGUUUGAGUGUAAAAUUAAAAGGGGGUUUUAAAUGUGGCAUGUGUUGUUCUCUUUUCAAGUGAACAGUAACAUACUGGAGCUGGUUUGAGUACCAUAUGUUUAUUUACAGUUCUAAACAUUUUUAGAUCUGGCUCAGAUCUGACAAAAUGAUAUAUACAAAUAUAAUAUAGAAGUAACAAAAGGAGUGAUAUGUAAAGCACGUUGCCCUAACAUAAAAUGUUAAAAAACAAACAAACAAUUAACCAUCUUACACAUUACCAGCUUUAAAUGAGCUUUCCAUGAAAUAGAUCCGUUUUUUCACUAUACUAUGCCAAAUGAUCUUACAAAGCAGGUGAUAGAAAAACUGCUUCAACAUUGUCAGCAGUGUAAUAAUGUAUUUAGUUUGUAGUAAAUGUGUAGUUUCACACAGCAUCAGGUCACCAAACAAAAUAACACUUUUGUAA
Triplophysa rosa is the source of this 4149-nucleotide messenger RNA. It is a transcript of the gene slc24a1, whose product is annotated as solute carrier family 24 member 1. The transcript is spliced from 11 exons. NCBI's taxonomy places the organism in Eukaryota, Metazoa, Chordata, Actinopteri, Cypriniformes, Nemacheilidae. The coding region runs from base 246 to 2423 and encodes 725 amino acids. The record is from RefSeq and is a predicted model, not a curated record. Gene Ontology annotation, cellular component: membrane. Gene Ontology annotation, biological process: long-term synaptic depression; long-term synaptic potentiation; calcium ion transmembrane transport. Gene Ontology annotation, molecular function: calcium, potassium:sodium antiporter activity; calcium channel activity.